AUGCAGAACUCAGACUGCUGUUUCCUGCGGUUGGAGAAGGGCUUCAUCUUGGACGGCGUGGCCGUGAGUACUGUGGCCCGCUCCUAUGAGCGCACGAGGCCCAAGCUCUGGUCUGCGAUUCCCCCGUACAAUGCGCAGCUCGACUCCCACGCCCGCCGCUACUUCCAGAGCCCGGUGGUUCCACCCGUUUUGCGGAAAACUGAACAGGAUCAUGGUGGCACAGGAAGGGAUGGCUGGAUAGUGGAUUAUUUCCACAUCUUUGGGCCGGGACAAAGAUAUCUCAACAGGAGAAACUGGGCAGGGGCAGGGCAUUCCUUCGAGCAGGUAUCCGGGCAUGAUCACUACAAUACAGAUCUGAAACUGUUCAAGGGAUUCAAUGGUUAUUUUGGUUACCGCCGGAACACCCCAGCCCUCCGCCAACGCACAUCCGUCUUUGGAGAGGUCACCCAAUUCCCUCUCUUCUAA
This is a messenger RNA of Elephantulus edwardii (Cape elephant shrew), 465 nucleotides long. RefSeq names its product chromosome unknown open reading frame, human C17orf98 (gene SPMAP1). Bases 1 to 465 code for a protein of 154 amino acids. The record is from RefSeq and is a predicted model, not a curated record. The transcript has 3 exons. Lineage: Eukaryota; Metazoa; Chordata; Mammalia; Macroscelidea; Macroscelididae.